Messenger RNA from Cyphellophora europaea CBS 101466, 1809 nucleotides. RefSeq lists its product as uncharacterized. The coding region runs from base 1 to 1809 and encodes 602 amino acids. The transcript has 3 exons. The record is from RefSeq and is a predicted model, not a curated record. Lineage: Eukaryota; Fungi; Ascomycota; Eurotiomycetes; Chaetothyriales; Cyphellophoraceae.
AUGGAUCGCCUACGAUGGCUCUACAAUACAUACCAGACGUAUCCUAAGAACUUAGAUCGUCACCAAACAUAUCAGCAUGUACUGGACAACUACGAGAGAGAGCUUCAGAAACCAGGAUCACGCCUAUGUUGCGAUCUUAACUCGGCGCAGGUCGAUGUCUGGCAGUGUCUUCAACCCAGCUCUGGAUUUACGGCAAAGACUCUUGCAAGUCUCACAGAUGUACAUAAUGAGAUUGGCUUCCCAGCUGUCGCAGAGAACGUACCACCAGACACGGCACACCUGCCCACUGAUCCUGUCAGUCGGUAUACCUUCAUACAUGCACCUAACUCACGGGAAAGACUCAGCAUUACCAAAGAUAUGCUACUCGCGCUUAUGAGCUACCAUCAAGUCAUGCCAUCCUUUCUUGAUAUACUGUUCUGCUUCGGUCGCCAGCAUCGGCCAAAUGAUUUCUAUUAUACAACAUUCCGGCAUGAAUGUAGGCUGAACGACGCUGAUUCCAGUCUGAAUAUUCCCUCGAUGUUUCGUUCUGGUCAGAGCAUUCAACUGUGCUACAACCUGCGCUCGGCAGAGCUUGACGGGGACGACUGGAAGUUCCGCAAUACAGGGACUUAUCACUACUACGAUGCUGCGACCGGCCAUGCGAACUGGAUAUUAGUCCGAUGUGACCAGUCUAUCAAGAACAAGCUGACUACAGCAACGAAGUCUCCGCAAUUGCGAGCCCUCAGAUCGCUAGAUAGCCUCCCUCAGCGACUGCAAGCCGCGCUCGUGGCGCAUUUAUGCCUAUGUGAAUGGUCAAGCCAGAACUUUCGAGCAUUUGUGAGCGAUCUUGAGAAGCGUGUACACAAGGAGACCACUGGUGCCCACGACAAAUCGGCUGCCGAGGUCAAGAGUGAGACCGAAGCAAAGAUGGCUCUCGCAAGAGCUCAGACAACAGUACAACAUCUUAGCCAUUCUAGGACUUUCCCCUCCACACCAAGACUCCGCGUCGACUCUUUCCGGUCACUCAAUCGCAGAUUUACGGGCGCAUUUCGUAGAGUCGACUCGACCACGCAAGCGCCAGUGGUACAGAAUACGUCGCUCGACGAAAAGGAUAGUGAUGUUGAUGAGACUUCUGCAUCGUCUGAGUACCAGUUUGAGAAGAUGCAAGAUAUUGAACGGCUCGAAGAGCAGGCCAACGCGGCUGUACUAAUCAUGAAAUCCAACAACGAAGUUCUGACGCAACUUGUGGGUUUUUAUACCAGCCUACACAAGCGAGCAGACUUUCCAAAAUUCUGGGGCAAGACAUACGACACGGUGAUCUUCGAAUUUGCUAGUCGGAUUGAAGAACUACAGAGCGAUCUGCGCCACCAACGGGCACGCAUGGAGACUUUGCUGUGUCUAUUGGCAGAUCGAAAAACACUAAUCCAUGGCAUCAUCCAAUACCGAAGCAUGGAAGCCAGCAAGUUGCUGGCCGAGAGUACGCAUCAGUCAGCACUGAAGAUGGAACGUAUCACUGAAGAGAUGAGCGAGGUGUCGCGCAAGACACAGAAAGACACGGUAUCAAUGCGCAUCAUCACCAUCAUCACCCUCAUUUUCCUUCCGGGAACCUUCAUAUCAACUCUCAUGAGUACUGAUAUCAUUCGGUUCUCGUCAGAUGGGGGUGGUCCGCCCAGCCGUGUGUUCUCGAAGAAGGCCCUAGAUCUAUUCCUAAUCAUCUGCCUGCCACUCAUGUUCGUCACACUUAUGGCGUGGGUCAUAGCACAGUAUAUCAUCGAUAGACGUGCUCGACAGCUGGCACUUAAGAGAGAUAAGAGUGCAAAUUCGGCCUAA